Symbiodinium sp. CCMP2456 is the source of this 4266-nucleotide messenger RNA. The record is from the annotation of a GenBank genome assembly. Lineage: Eukaryota; Dinophyceae; Suessiales; Symbiodiniaceae.
AUGUCUAGCACGCGCACGGCGGAUAGCCCCGGAAUCAUAGGAUGGGUUAGCCGCGUCGACGACAAGCUGAUUGACAGCUUGCUUUUUGUGCGCACGGACUCAGGGCACCAACGCCAGGCCGACGUGAAGCAGCUGCAGCCAGGCCGCAUUCCUUUGAAAGUCCCGCUCCAAUGCAGCCCACUCAAGCCUGUGACGGUCGAGGUCAAGCUGAUGCAGCCGAUUGCGAAGGCCCGCAUCGCCCUGCCCAGUGGCGAUCGGUCACACAAAUUCAUCGCCGAGUUGGAGCCGCUCACUGGAGGAAGGUCGCCUCCUGCAGCGAUUCACUUCAAGGUGAAGUCUUGCCACGAAGGUGCACAUCAACCGACGCCGAGCAGCCGAAGUGUCGAGCAGCUGCGACACCUGAUUGUCGCCCUCCUCCGGACCGUCCUGCGCGAGCGGCCAGCGGACCCGCUCGCCUCCCUGGCCUCGCACUUUCAGCAUGACCGUUCCGAUUGUGUCGGUCUUGCAGGUGAUACAGAAGGUGAGCCCUUUCCUGCAGGGCAAGCCCAGACACAGAUCGUUGUGGACAAGGUGAUAGGUGCCCCAAGUGAUGCAGUGCUUUCCAUAAUGGCCUGGAAAGCGCAAGUUCUGCUUCCGGUCGGAGCUAUUCCGGAGGGCGGGAUGAAGCUGCACUUUGCCGAGGGUCCGGCAGGCCUGAAUCCGUUCCGGAUGGAUUUGCUGAUGCCCCUUUGUGGUGAUGAAGUGGUCAUUCGAGGUAUGUCAGAUGCCCUGGCCCAGACGAGACAGCUGACUCUUCGUCAUGAGGAUGCAGAAGUGGUAGUCGUGAUAGAGCGCGGCAUUUCGAAGCUCCGAAACAGGGACGAGGCUGAGGUGGAGCAAUGUCGAGCCUCAGACUGCUGGCCACAGUGCCUUGCAUGGGACGAUCCAGUGCAUUUGACUGCAGCAGUAGAGUCUGCUCGAGAAUACUUGGCAAAGCACCGACUUGACAAGUUCUUGCUCGACAUGUUGACAGAGGCAAGUUCUCAGCCUCCGGCAGAUGUUUAUGCGUUUGCAGCUGCCCGACUUGCUGAAGCACAGGUGAGUCUUGCGGAGAACGGAAGCCGCCAAGGAAACUGUGCGUGCGUUGGCACGAAUGGAGGUGUGGAUCUCGAUUAUGCGCAGCUGAUGCACGCCCUGUCCACGAAUUCCGCAGAUGCCACAGGGAUUUCCCACAGUCACGAGGAGAUUCGGCCAUUGCCGGCUGGGCAGGAGAGCAUGGCCACAACUCAGAAAGAGGAGAUGCAACAACCACCCCAGAGUAAUGGUAGCCAUGCAACUGCGGCACAGGCGGACCAGAUAGAGGGAGAACACCAGAACGACCUGCCCGUUGAAGUCGCAGGCGACUUUGCACCAACGGAAUCAGAGCAGAUGGGCGCAGACCAGUGUAUCCAAGGCCUGUUCCUGCACGUCGAGGGGCCAGGCUUGGAAGUAGAGCAUCAAUCCCAACAAGCCAACGGAACGCUUGCAGCCGGCCAUGACACACACCCGUCACAGUCUGAACAGAUUGAAGCUGCAGCAGAGCUUCCGGGCAACCACAACCCAAGCGCCGAAUUCGAACCGGAGCAAAUAUUGGAGGUUAUGCAUGAAUUCGCCAAUGUCGGAGAAAUCCUUUGUGAAUCCGAUGCCAACCCCUCGCAACUUGUGCAAGUGCAAGGAUUUCCCCAAAGCCAAAGCUACACCAGCCUCCAUGCAUCCGGCGAGAACGAGCUGCCUGACCAAGCGCACAGCCACAUGCAUCAGCCAGGGCAAUCUGCACUCCAGGAGGCCUCGGAAACAUCACAUGAGAUACACGAAGGAGCAUUUCCGACUGAUGCACAUCCUGGGUGGCAGCAGUUGCAGCAACACUGGACCCCUGCGGCUUUGAGCCAGAAUGCUGAGCAGGAAGCAUCAGAAGCAUGGCAUGGGUCCAUGUUUGCGGACGAAAUGCUGCCGCCCCACGCUGAUACGGACCAGGGGCAGGAGGGGCACCGGAUUCAUGCAAACCUGCACGAGUUUGCUGAGCAAGACCUCAAUGGUCCUGUUCUGCCAGACCCAGAACAGCAGAUGCAGGUGCAAGCGCUUCAGGUGGCUGGCUUCUCUCAACAAGACAUAGUCCCUCAUGAUGGGGCCGAGGGGUCAUGGACAACGAUCCAACAGCCGUCCUUGCUGCCAACACAAGCUGCAAAUAGCCUCUCCGUCUUCGGCUGCACCCACUCGGACUCUGUUGGCCGUCAGCAGAAGGUACAGCUUACUCCGCGGCUGUCUGGUUUCAUGCCAGAGCUUGUGCCACAGUUUGCAGAUGCAGCUGCCUACAUCAGCACAGUCUGCGAACAUUUCGCCGGAGGAGUCAGCGCUGACCCCCCGCCUGACUUGCUGGAUACCGGUUCCAGGUCCAAAGUGACCUGCCUGCUGGCCAUGUUAACGACGACCAUCCAAAGGAUGGCCGUGCCAAGCUUGGAAGACUUGCUUGCCGCCGAGUUGGACAGGCAAGAAGAGCAAGAAGAGCUGGAGACAGAAUGCACGCAGCCUGCGCCCACCGAGACUCGAACGAACGAAUGCAACGCAAGCUUUCAGGAUGCUGUAGCACGAGGACGUGUAGAGGGUGGAAGCGUGCCUAGCUUUCGCCUCAGCGUGAGGUGGGAAAAGAAGGCCAGCUUCCAAGAAAGCGGAACAAGCGUGCCUUGCUUGACCACUGAGCACCACACAGGGGCGGCCGCUUCUCGCAAUUCGCUGGCACUUCUGAUGCAAAGUUCACUCCCCAGCAUUACGCAUUCGACAUGCCACAAGUGCUUCGCGGCAGCACAGCCCCAGAGCGUAGAACCCAGGCCCAGCAAGUUGGAUGCCACAAACGGUGACGGUGCUGGCACCGUCACUUCUGCUUCUAUCGCGCAGAGAUACGGGCGGCCACUGAGCUGCGGCCAUGACGAUGCAUCGACGCAUGACGACGACCGGAGUCCUCACACGAGCUUGACGGCGACCUCUGGUCAAGCUGCGCAGGAGCCGGAAGCUUUGCCGCGCUUCUCUGAGCUGCUCUCGCAAUUGGAUGUGGACGUAAUGGACACAGAACGGCAGAGGGCGCAGGCAGAAGCGGCCGCUUUUGAGGAGAGACAAAGGCAAGCCAGGCAUGAAGCCGCUCAGAAAGCUGCGGAGGAUGAAGUUCGGCGCGUCGAAGCCGCCCGUGAAGCGUGGGAGCGGCAUCGUAUGGCGGCUGAAGAGUCUGAGGAGCGCCGUCAAAGGGCAAAUCGCCAUGCUCUCGAGCUGGAGGAAAAAAUGCGAAAAAUGGUCGGGAAGCAAUCGUCCAAGCGGAGGAUGCAAAAGGAGGAGGAGCAGAGAAAGCGGCGAGAGGAGAAGGAUCGGCGGAAAGAGGAGAGGUUGCGCAUUGAAGCAGCAAAGAUGUCGGAAAAGAUUCGGCGAAUGGCAGAAAGUGGUUACGCUUUAGGCCCCAGUGGCUGGGUCAGACUAGAUUGGCUGUCAGCCGGUGGACAGGCAGAUGUGGGCACGCCUAAUUUUGAGGUAGUGAAGGGACCAACGGAAGAAGAGGAGAGUGAUGCUGCCGAAGAUCACGCAGCCGCCGACGCUCAUCAGGCAGACCCCUUCGAGGUCGUGGAUCAGAGGCCUGUGCCGGAGGCUGAACAGAAGCAGCCAGAGCCCGUCUCUGUCGAUGAUGUGCUCGCGGAUAUCGACAGACAGCAGCGGGAAGGCUGGGCAUCUGGAGCUGAGCCUGGGGACUUGGACACUGUGCUGGGAAUUCUGGCAGCCGAUGAAGAGCGAGAGCUGGCUGAAACGGAUGCCGUCCAAGUGAGGCAGAACUAUGAAGAACUGGGCGAAGUCGAAAACAUGGAGGACGAGCUGCCCCCUGAUGCAACGCAAUCAGCUACCAAAGUCUUGAGAGUGGCGAAGACCCGACGGCCCGACUGCAACUUCGGCAACACGAUCAAUUCUGAAAGUGCACUCAAGCCCUUCAAUGAUUUUGUGGAAGAGAAACAGGAGGGUGCGAACUCGUACGAGGAGCGGCAAGCCCGAUCUGCCGCCAUCCAAGCAAAGCUCCAGGCAGCUCGCAAUCGAUUGUCCCUGGUGCGCUACGAACGAAGUUCCACCGGCCCUGUCGUGCCCGCCACGUCCCAGACCGCACCAGCAGGUGCGGCAAGGAAGCCGCAAGAACAACCGAAGCCAAAAGCGAAGCAGAAGCCGACUCAGCUCCCACAAAGUCGUUUUGUGCUGGCCUUAUCCUGCAGCUCUCAUUCAUAG